Messenger RNA from Bubalus bubalis (water buffalo), 4271 nucleotides. RefSeq names its product G protein-coupled receptor 139 (gene GPR139). Gene Ontology annotation, biological process: G protein-coupled receptor signaling pathway. Gene Ontology annotation, cellular component: membrane. The record is from RefSeq and is a predicted model, not a curated record. Gene Ontology annotation, molecular function: G protein-coupled receptor activity. The coding region runs from base 160 to 942 and encodes 260 amino acids. Lineage: Eukaryota; Metazoa; Chordata; Mammalia; Artiodactyla; Bovidae. The transcript has a single exon.
UCCACAGCAAAUAUCCUAACUGUGAUCAUCCUCUCUCAGCUGGUGGCUAGGAGACAGAAGUCUUCGUACAACUAUCUCUUGGCACUUGCUGCUGCUGACAUCUUGGUCCUCUUUUUCAUUGUGUUCGUGGACUUCCUAUUGGAAGAUUUCAUCUUGAACAUGCAGAUGCCUCAGGUACCCGACAAGAUCAUAGAAGUGCUGGAAUUCUCAUCCAUCCACACUUCCAUCUGGAUUACUGUUCCAUUAACUAUUGACCGAUAUAUUGCAGUAUGCCACCCGCUCAAGUACCACACGCUCUCCUACCCAGCCCGCACCCGGAAAGUCAUCGUAAGUGUUUAUGUCACCUGCUUCCUGACCAGUAUCCCCUACUACUGGUGGCCCAACCUCUGGACUGAAGACUACAUCAGCACCUCCAUGCAUCAUGUCCUUAUCUGGAUUCACUGCUUCACUGUGUACUUGGUACCCUGUUCCAUCUUCUUCAUCUUGAACUCAAUCAUUGUGUACAAGCUCAGGAGGAAGAGCAAUUUUCGCCUCCGUGGCUACUCCACGGGGAAAACCACUGCCAUCUUGUUUACCAUCACCUCCAUCUUUGCCACCCUCUGGGCCCCACGCAUCAUCAUGAUCCUCUACCACCUUUACGGGACGCCCAUCCAGAACCGCUGGCUGGUGCACAUCAUGUCCGAUGUUGCCAACAUGCUGGCCCUUCUGAACACGGCCAUCAACUUCUUCCUCUAUUGCUUCAUCAGCAAGCGGUUCCGCACCAUGGCAGCCGCUACUCUCAAGGCCUUCUUCAAGUGCCAGAAGCAACCCGUUCAGUUCUACACCAACCAUAACUUUUCCAUAACAAGUAGCCCCUGGAUCUCACCGGCCAAUUCACACUGUAUCAAGAUGCUGGUGUACCAGUAUGACAAAAAUGGAAAACCUAUAAAAGUAUCCCCAUGACCCCAUAGGUUUGACACCUAGUGCCUCUGCAUAAUCCAUUGCCAGAUGGGAAUGUGGCCCAUCCUGUGGCUGAAGAGCUCUCCUUAAGAGUGCUAACCUGAUUUCCUGUCUCCACAGACUGAGCACCUUUCAGACUGGUAGAUGAGAAAAGAUGGAGGAGAAAAACAACAAAAGCUUGAAUCUUGUUUUCAUUUAUGCAUUUGUUUCCACCGAGUCAUGUAGACAGCAAAAGUCUCUACCAGCUUGAAGAUGUCAUUGGAGGUUGUGUCAUUCUCCUGUGGCCUGUAAGGACACACCAGAGAGAAAUAGUCUAUGGACUUAAGCUUGGCAUCAUCCAGUCACUGGGAACUGCUCAUUUACGUGACACAUCAAGCCACAGUAACACAUAGCUGAGCCCACACUCUUCUUCCAAGAACUGAGGUCAUCCAUCAUUUCCCUGUGUUGUUACCAGCAGCUAACAAUGCAGACCAAUUCGGGAAUUGUCCAAGGCUCCCUUUGUCCUAGGGAGGGUUUUGGUCUUGAAGUGGCCCUGACAUACCUAUCUGCAGAAUGACACUGAGGGGACAGGGGAGGAUUGAAUCCUGCACAAACUCUGGCCAGAGUUUCUGUGAAAAUGCUCCAAACCAACAUAACCAUGACCCUCAGACCCUCAGGGGUCUAAGAUCCAGUCUUUCUAUUUGCCAUCAUGUAUAGGUUUUAUCUAACACCUCCAAAACAAAGACCCUGCCUGGUGUGCAGGGCCAUAGGAGGAAUUCUUGAGCCCAGAAAAACAAAAAAUAAGCCCACUCUUGCCAUUGUUUCAAUCCACCCUUGAGUAAGUUGUGUAUGAUCUCUUUACUGAAAUAGCUUCUUCUUGCCAUGCCACUCAAGCUUCCUGGAGAAGCCUUUAUGUGUAGAGUUGCCAACCCUGCCAUCCUGCUUGCUGAAGCCCUCACCAAACUGUUUUAUUUGAAGUGACUUUUGAACUGGAUUUGAUUUUCAAGGGUCAGGAACUAUAGCUCUCCAGGUGUGAAAGGAGGCAGUCUCAGCUCCACCCCGCAGCCCAGCUGGCAUUGCCAUUUGGCCGCAAAUGGUGAUAAGAAGGUGCCCAUGUUGUCUGCAUGUCUGCCCUUUGAUGCACAUGGCUCAAAACGGUGGUGCCAGUUUUCAGUGAUGCUAUUUAACCCAGAUCCUUUGCAAAAUAAUACAAUAUGAAUUUAUUUAUUCUUCCCUUGCCUGUACAAGUCAAGAACAGUUCUAGGGUAUAAUUAAUGGAGGUUUCCCUGGGAAUUACCACUCAUGUGUGCAUACACACAGACUUGAAUACAUUAGGCUCCUGUGUACACCAUGAUGUGUUUUGAAAGAAAAAUCUAUGCUGGAGAUUUUCCUCAGUUUUUUUUUUUUUAACCUUCUUCCAGAUUACCAGUAUUUGAAGUUAUCCCUGUUCUGAAAGAAGUAUUCCAACAUGAUUUUGGAAUUGUAUGAUAUUUUUGGUGACCCAACAAAAAGCAGAGAGUCCACUUGAAACACUUGGUUCCUCGGGCUGGAUUUUUACUGCACUUUUGUCCCUAAAUUGGAAGACACAUCUACCCUUUUAAAGGGAACUUGCAAUAAAUGAGCAGGGUAGAAAAGGCUCCAAUGCCAUAUAAUCCCAAAACUUCAGCCAAUACCCUCAGCAUUAAAUCAGUACAACUUUAGGUUACAUUCACCCUAAAGAUCCUAAUUCCUACUCUGUUUAAAUGCAGAAGAGUCUUGUCUCACCCAAAGAUUAGUUCUGAAGUCAGUGGAAAAAAUCUGGUAGAGCCAAAGUUACCUCUGCAAAGUUCUCAGGAAGGAUCCACGUUGGAGACCGUAUUCUAUCCCUUAAAAUUCCUAACUCAGAUAAGUUUUUUUUUUUUUACCCCAGCAUUGGAACAGUUUGCUGUUUCUUCCACUGAAGACAGGACAGAAUUGACUUACAUUUAGAGACCGUAUAGUGUGACUCCAUUGUAUUUGAGAACAUUAGGAUCACACUGGUGCAGCAAGGUGCUCCCACUAAAAGAUGUUCAUGGAAGUUUGAAUGAGGGAAGAGCAGAUUCGUAUCUUCCAGGUCACACUCUCCCCAGGGCAGUGUGCAUCGUGUGGGAGAAUGGGCAGAUUUCCCAUUAAGUUGCAUUUCUGUUUCUUUUUUUGCCAAGCAUGUGUAGUCGGGUACCUGUUCAUUAACUGUGUGUAUGAUAUGACUCCAUCACACCCCUUUGUGAAUGAACCAAAGGCUACCUACACCUAAUAUAUAUAAGUAUUUAUUUGAUUAUUUAUUUUUAAACAAUAGGUCUGAAAAAUGCUAGUUUUAGCUAUACAUGAAUGAGUCACUGUGCAAUAUCUAUAAUGGUUAAGCAAUUCCUUUUUGAGAAUGAAUGUAAGAUGAAAAAUAUGUAUGUGGAUCUCAAUGCUCUCUGCUCCACAUUUUUAGGUGUGUGUAAAAAUUAAUUAUUGAUGUUUAAAAAGUAAAAGCUGAGUGUGUAUUUGGAAUGUUUUCCUCAUACACUCAUUUAUUACUUCUCUUAAUAAUAGAGGCUAUACCAAUUAGUAUUUGAUCUCUUGUCCUUCUGACUGUAUUUUAUAUUUUGAUACAAUAAUAUUUAAAAGAGGUCUGAUUUUUGAAGGCAGUCCAUGAGGUUUUGUCUUCUGGUUAUAAUGCAUACAAAUGCCUGUUGGCUUAGGUUGAUACAUAUCUCCUAAAAUUUAUCUCAAAUAAUAUGAAGACUUUUAAUUUAUUCUUAUUUAUAGUAAUAAUUGUGGACAAAAUUUAAAAGCUUUUUAAAGAGAAAACAAACUUUUAAGCCUUUUCUUUCAGGCCAGUUUUGGAAAUAUAGCUUUGAGUUUUGAAGCCUGUCACAUAAAGAGCUGCUGUUGAUGGCACAUAAGCAAUUGCCUUAUAUCAGGUUUUUGUGAUGCCCCUUUCAAAGCCUGUUAACUAGCGUCCCUCCUGUAUGAUUUGUGUCCUUGGUUGGACAUGCAGUGAUGCUACACACGUACACACUGUGUCUUUCUACUGAACAACUCAAGGACUGAACUGCCUAAUGGGAAGGAGAUAAGGAGGAUACAAACAAACAGUAAAAGACAGACCAUGAGAAGGCAUGAAGUUUCAUCUUGCAAACACUCCGCAAGUGGAAACUUACUUUGCACAGUUGGUGCCUACUGGUCCAACCUGAGGGGCCUAUCUGAAAUGAAUAAGAGACUCUAAGUUUGGUUAUUCCAGUUCAAAGAAUGGGAAAAAAAUGUUACCAUAAAAAAAUAGUAAAUGUUCAUAUUUUCUUAAUUAGAUAUUAUAUUGUGUUUGGACUUGUUUGUAUUAUAAUAAAUUCUAA